AAAGAAAGUCACUCUCUCCAUUUUUUGGGACAGUGAAGAAGCAGUAGAUUUUUUGCCGAGAUCGGGGAGGGAGUGGAGCUGCACUCCCACUAUUUUUUUCUCACUUUUUACUCCUCUUCCUCUGAGUUGAGGAAGACAUUUGCUAGAGGAGAAGUUUCACCAUGUCAAGGCAAGCUCCACUCCCACCACGUGGGCCCUUCCAGAAGAAGCUUAAUUCUCACUUGAAUUAUGAAACCAUUUCUCCUCCCUCACAUGCUAAAUCCUAUAUGCAAUACCCAAAACAGCAUGAGUCUUCCUCCCAAAGCUCAAUCUUAGAAGAGAAGCCAGCAUGGCUGGAUGAACUGUUAAAUGACCCUGAGGCAAAUUCUAGUGGCAUAUAUCUCCGUCGGUCAGCUAGUGAUUCUGUUACACUUUUGAAUGAUCUCAUCAGUUCAUUUCCAGACUUCAAUCAACAUGAUGGUGAAGAGAAUUAUGUUGAUGGUGAAACUGGCACCGGCUUGGAGACUGCCUGCAUGUAUGGUCCUAAUUCCCCUAGGAAAAAAGGCCACCCAAUCAAUUCAGGAAAUGCCUUAGUUUCGGCCUUAUCAGAAAGCAUUUCUCAGGACCAUCUGCAGCAUGUUGAUGGCAGUCCUACUUUUCAUGGGAUUACCUGUUCAAAGUCAAAGCUAGAUCGUUGUGUUCCUGUUGGUGAUCACACUGCUGAAACAAACCUGGCAAAGCGGCACUCAGGACAGCGCUCUAGGGUCCGUAAACUCCAGUACAUAGCUGAACUGGAAAGAACUGUUAACAGUCUACAGGCUUUCAUAUCAGAACUGGCCACCAGAAUUAGUUCUCUGCUUCAGCACCAUGUUGCUUUAUCCAUGGAGAAUAGUGAAUUACAGCAUCAGCUGGCCUCACUGCAGCAGGAAAAACUGAUCCUGGAGGGGCAACACCAAUUGCUGAAGAAGGAAGCUGAGAGACUGAACAGUCAUUUAGCUGAUUCUCCUAAUAACAAAUUUAGAACAUGUUUUGAGCCUAGUGCUGCUACUCAGCCUGCCGGAUCGGAGUUUACUUGGCAGAAGUUAGAUAUGUCAAAGCUCAAUCUUAAUUGACACAGAAGAAUGGCUGAAGAAUCAAGGUCAGGUUUAUCCUGUAAAUGUCAUGAUUGACGGAUUAGUUAUGAAUGCACAUUUCCUUCAAUCAGACCUUAGAAUUGUAAACUUCAAAGCUUUUGUUGAGAUUCAGAUUAUGUUGGUAGGGAGGUAGUGAGGUGAACAAACAGAAAGUCGAGGUGGAAAACGGAAGGGAAGAAAGAAAUGUAGUUUAGACAGAUUUGCACAUUUACCCCCUUCAACUUCCCCAAUUUUUCCAAGUUUGGAUGCUUGGAGUCUUGGAGAUCAUGAAAUUAAUCUUAUUGCGCUGA
This is a messenger RNA of Rubroshorea leprosula, 1402 nucleotides long. NCBI's taxonomy places the organism in Eukaryota, Viridiplantae, Streptophyta, Magnoliopsida, Malvales, Dipterocarpaceae. The record is from the annotation of a GenBank genome assembly.